Molecule: messenger RNA, 1159 nt
Organism: Polypterus senegalus (gray bichir)
Lineage: Eukaryota; Metazoa; Chordata; Cladistia; Polypteriformes; Polypteridae
Exons: 6
Coding region: 25-975 (316 amino acids)
Source: RefSeq, a predicted model, not a curated record
GAAACUGAAUCACAGAAGACCAAGAUGGCUUUACUGGUACUUCUGGUAUACUUGAGCAUCUUGUCUGCAGAGUCUCUGUUCCUCAUUGGUGACACUAUGACAUUUAUCAAUAAAGGAAGAAAUCCAAAUGGCACAUUUCAGGUGGAAUUUCAAUACGAAGCGACUUAUUUUAGCUCUGGUAAUCUACCGACUUUCGAGUACUGCUACAAUGAAGUUUGCUACCAGAUGGGCACUGAAUUCCUAGAAGACGUUUCAGGUUCAGAUUCACAGUUUGGCAAGUUGUAUUUGUUAGGAGGAUCCACAGUGAUAAAUGCGCUCAGUGACAAACCAUUUGAUGUGAGCUUUUCUGGCUGCUGUUGGGUACACGACGAACCUGAUAUGAAAUUGCAGUUUAUGACUCACGUGGACCUGGGUGUGCGAUCCGACACUGGACUUCCCAACAGACUUCCGAUCACAGGGUCAAAUCUAAUGUUCAGUAUAUUAGGUAUUUAUGUAAUGUUUUCACCUGAUUUUUUUAGUCUCCCAUUAAACUGUCCCACAACUAUCAAGCUGCCAGUAUUUGACCCCGAUGGAGAUCGUAUAAGAUGUCGGUAUGGACAGUCCAUCAAUAACGAGUGCUAUACCUGUAGUUCUGACUUCACUGUAAAUGAGACAACAUGUGAACUUUCAGUUAAUGGUUCACUCAAAAUCUUAAACGUACUUGAACUCGUCAUCGAGGAUUUCCCACAACAAAGCAUUACAUUAACAUACAGUGAUGGGUCCUCCAUGAGCAAAGGAAACAGUCCAACAGAUGAACCUCUAAGCAAAAUACCACUCCAGGCUUCCUAUUAUAUGUAUGCAUUUUCCAGCUGUAUCUUGGGGGAUAUCAUACCUCUGUUUUUGGAUUCUACUCCUGUAAAUCAGGAAAGAAAAACUGCAUUUGUUGGUAGUCAAUUUGAGUUCAACAUCACUGCAUAUGCAUCACAAGCAAAGUAAGUUCUAAGUUUUUCUAAAUGAUUUUACAUUUUCAAAAAGUCUGUCAUGAAUAACUAGUUGUAAAGAAUCUUUCACUAUUUCAUAUCUCAUUUUAUUAAGUGCUUAGAUUAAUAUAACAUUUUAAUAUUUCUGAGUUCAUUAGAAGACAGUAUAGUGCAUGGAGUUACAUCCUGAUAGUCCUGGG